Molecule: messenger RNA, 1367 nt
Organism: Thlaspi arvense
Lineage: Eukaryota; Viridiplantae; Streptophyta; Magnoliopsida; Brassicales; Brassicaceae
Source: the annotation of a GenBank genome assembly
CCCGUUUGUGUCAAAGUUUGAAUAAAUACAGCAAAUAAAGAAAGACCAAAAUUAGUGUGGUGGUGACUCUUUUCAAAGUUGACGGCUCAUUGAGCGUAUACAUGAUACAUCUUUGGGGUUUAAAAGCCUCUCCACAAUAAACCCUAAUCAUCUUCUGUAGUUCUUUAUCACUUAACUCUCCAAUGGACCGCAGAGUCUCGCCUCCACCACAACAUCAAGUUUUCAUCAAUUUCCGCGGAGAUGAGCUGCGCAAAAACUUCAUCAGCCAUCUCGUGGAGGCCCUUCAAAGGAGUAAGAUAAACUUCUUUACAGACAAGCAGGAGCAGAAAGGUGAAGAUCUGAGCAAUCUUUUCAAGAGGAUCGAGGAGUCAAAGAUCGCACUAGCCGUUUUCUCUAAAAGGUACACUGAAUCAAGGUGGUGCCUAGAUGAGCUUGUGAAGAUAAAACAACGUGUGGAUCUAGGCCAGCUCAAGGUGCUUCCCAUCUUCUACAAUGUGACUACAGACCAUGUGAAACUCCUUAAUGGAGAAUUUGGCUCCAAUUUCGAGAUUCAUCAAUCACGACUUGAGCAACCCAAAAUAGAUGAAUGGAAAGAGGCGUUAGCAUGUAUCUCAUGGAAGAUUGGCUUUCCGUUCAUAGAUAAUAAUGGUUUUAGCAGCAGCACAGAGAGCGAGUUCAUCGACAGUAUCGUCAAGAAGGUCUUGGAAUUGCUACAAGCCAUUCCCUCGGUGCAAACCCCAAAUUCACUUGUCAACAAACUUGCGGAAAGAGGAGAAGCUUCUUCUAAGACAACAAAGAGUUCUAAAAAAGCCUUCAAGGCUCAAAAGGGAAACCUAACGAGUCCACCUAAUGCUGCGACCGUAGGCUUUACUGGAAGCAACUCUUUAGCUCCUCAAGCCUUUGACUCCGGUACAUAUAUCACGAUUCAUUCUGCGCAGGCACCAACUCCGGCCAAUGCAUUGAGACUCAGUGUGCCGCCGGCACAAGACCCUUAUAACCCGGGGAUUCAACUUGGCCAUGGAUCUGGUUUCACCGGUACAAGACACUCAUAUGACGGCUAUCCAAUUAGAUAUGGCAACCAUGAAUCCGCGGGAAGAGUAGAGUCUUCUUCUAUGACUAACAAUUCGAAGAAACCUCUCAAGCCUUCAAAGAGAAACCUCGAGUUUACGGGGACAAAUGGAUGGAUAUCUUAAGGUAAAAGUAUAGAAUCGAAUUUUCAGCUUAUGGUUUCAUUUGCUACAUGUAUAAGACCUUCCGGUUAUUUAUUAGUAUUACCGUCGGAGUAAUAGUACUCGACGAUAGACUAUUAUAUAUUUUACUAUAAUGUAAGGUUUUUUAUGAUAAUAAUGAAUAUUUUUUUUUGUCUA